AUGGAUUAUGAGCAUUUUGCGAUUACCUUGUUCGUCGUCGUCCUCUCUUUGCCAUUAAGCAUCGUAGCAGAUCCCACGUGCAACACCACUUAUACUUCUGGCAUCCCCUUCGACGUCUUCUCGGGCACACUCAACGUCUAUUCACAGUUCUGCGAUGAGGUGGGCAAGUACAACGGCCAUGAGUCCGUAUCAUGGACGGUCAACACUACAGGAGACAUGCUUUCCAAUACCCUCCCGCGUUUCGACUGGUCAUUUGAUCGCACGCCCGCUGCAGACGGUUACACCAUCGACCUUGCGUAUAAUCCAACAACUAGAGGCGUUCCAUGCGCUGUACAUGCUGGUUGUACCGAAAUCUUUCAAGGUUUUUCUUCAGUUUGUGGGCACAAUGGGGCAUCGAAAGAUCUCAUGGCGUAUCAAGCAUCGGCCGGGUCUGGCUGUGGUCUGUACACAUACUUCAUCACGCCUCCAGCAAAUGCCGUCAGCGAGCGCCGCUGCUAUCCGCUGAACUAUUUCGGACAUUAUCAUAUGAAAGUUCAGGACUGGGUAUUGAACAAGCUGAUACACGAGUUUGUUUGUAUACCAGACCGGCAAACGGUUCACGCGAGCGACAACUCGACCUGGCUAUGGAACGAGAAGUAUACCAUCAACAACGUGCCGUACCUUUUCCAAGUAUACUGGCAAGAUGGCUGCUAUCAACAAACCAUGGAGGCGGAUUUCAACUUCCCAAUCCCAGGACGGCAGGACGUAAAUUGCUCUGGGUUGUUGUGGAACGAUUUCACCCAGUGUUCGCAAAACGAUGGAGUUGGAGGCAACAUCACGGUUGGCUGUCUGGUUUAUGAGUACAAGACCAUUGACCAACGAGUCCAUGGCGGGUUCUAA
Molecule: messenger RNA, 879 nt
Organism: Truncatella angustata
Lineage: Eukaryota; Fungi; Ascomycota; Sordariomycetes; Amphisphaeriales; Sporocadaceae
Exons: 1
Coding region: 1-879 (292 amino acids)
Source: RefSeq, a predicted model, not a curated record